AUGAGCAGCGCUGUGGUCCUCGCCCACCUCCCAGACCCCAGCAGCAGCUUCAGGGAAGACGCCCCCCGACCCCCAGUCCCGGGGGAGGAAGGAGAAGCACCAUGCCCGCAACUCGCCAGCUCGUUUCUCCCCAAAAGCCAAAGCUUCAAGGCCAUGCCGGUGCCUCCUGCCCCACGGAGGAAUGAGAACGGACUCGGGGAGCCGGAAGGCAGCGCAUCUCCAGACUCCCCUCUGGCCAGAUGGACCAAAUCCUUGCAUUCCUUGUUGGGAGAUCAAGAUGGUGCCUAUCUUUUUCGGACCUUCCUGGAAAGGGAAAAAUGUGUGGAUACCUUAGACUUCUGGUUUGCCUGCAAUGGCUUCAGGCAGAUGGACCUUAAGGAUACCAAAACUUUAAGAGUAGCCAAAGCUAUAUACAAAAGGUACAUCGAGAACAACAGCAUCGUCUCCAAGCAGCUCAAGCCUGCUACCAAGACCUACAUAAGGGAUAGCAUCAAGAAGCAGCAGAUAGAUUCUAUCAUGUUUGAUCAGGCACAGACUGAGAUUCAGACUGUGAUGGAGGAAAAUGCUUACCAGAUGUUUUUAACUUCUGAUAUAUACCUCGAAUAUGUAAGGAGUGGAGGAGAGAAUCCUGCUUACAUGAACAGCAAUGGACUGGGGAGCUUAAAAGUUGUCUGUGGCUAUCUCCCGACCUUGAAUGAAGAAGAGGAAUGGAGCUGUGCAGACUUUAAAAACAAAAUCUUGCCUUCAGUAGUUGGACUAUCCAGCAAGACAUUGAGGGUUACGGCGAAUGUCAGAGCUACGGAAAUGAUCGAGAACGGAUACAGGUCCUUCAAGAGGAAUGAUCCUGUUAACCCAUACCAUGUGAAUUCUGGCUAUGUUUUUGCCCCAGCAACCAGCGCGAACGAUAGUGAAAUAUCUAGUGAUGCCCUGACGGACGACUCCAUGUCAAUGACGGACAGCAGCGUAGAUGGGAUCCCCCCGUACAGAAUUGGGAGCAAGAAGCAGCUCCAGCGGGAAAUGCAUCGGAGCGUCAAGGCCAACGGUCAAGUUUCUCUACCUCAUUUUCCGAGGACCCACCGUCUUCCCAAGGAGAUGACCCCGGUGGAGCCGGCCGCCUUCGCCGCGGAGCUCAUUUCCCGGCUGGAGAAGCUGAAGCAGGAGCAGGAAACCAUGGACAGUCUGGAGGAGAGGCUGCAGCAAAUCAAGGAGGACGAGGAGAAGGAGGGCUCGGAGCUCCCUGCCAGCCUGCAGAGCAGUCGGGAGAUGGCGAACCCCCCCGCCUGCCAGCCGCCCGGCAUGGGCCGGCACAGCCCCCGUGCCCGUUCCCCCGACCGCCUACCGAUGGGCAAGCUGCAGCCCAGCGUGGCCUCGCCAGCGGCGUGCGCCUUGGUGGGUAAGGGAUUCAUCACCAAGCAGACCACCAAGCACGUCCACCACCACUACAUCCACCACCACACCGUGCCCAAGACGAAGGAGCAGAUCGAAGCGGAGGCGGCUCAGCGGGUGCAGUGCUGCUGCCCGGCGGGCAGCGACUACUACUGCUACCCCAAGUGCAAGGGCCACCCGAAAAGCAUGGACCCCCCUCUCCCUCCGCUGGAGCCCUUUGGGUAAGUCGUGAGCAUCUCUCCAUUGCCGGGGCGCGUCGCCCUGCCGGCCGGGGACGGGGGGCUGCCCGGCCCCAGUGGGGUGCAGCUCCCGGGGGGCGAGGCGGACCGGGCGCAGAACGUCUGGCAGUGGAUGCUGGAGAGCGAGAGACAAAAUAAGCACAAGCCCCAUAGCACACAAAGCACAAAGAAGGCCUACAACUCCGACUUCACCAAGGGGGCCCCCGGCCGCCACCAACCGUGGGGGACUGGGGGUGGUCCUGGUCCCGCGGUGGGGUUUGGGGGGCAGCAGGGGCAGGAGAGGUUGGCGGGGCGCUGGUUGCGCUCCUCUUCAGCCCAGGCUGGGGCUGAAGGCGGCGGAUGUUCAACCUCAAAUCAGCAGAGGGAUCGAAACCACUCCGCUGCCGUUCAGGGGGGAAACACCCCUUUCUGCAAUGCAAGUCUAACGACAGAAGAUCACAAAGAGCCAAAGAAACUGCCAGUUGUUCACACCUCUCAGUCUAGUGAGUUGGUUGUCACCUAUUUUUUUUGCGGAGAAGAAAUUCCCUACAGGAGGAUGUUAAAGGCCCAGAGCCUGACACUUGGGCACUUUAAAGAACAGCUGAGCAAAAAGGGAAAUUACAGGUAA
Molecule: messenger RNA, 2232 nt
Organism: Leptosomus discolor (cuckoo roller)
Lineage: Eukaryota; Metazoa; Chordata; Aves; Leptosomiformes; Leptosomidae
Source: RefSeq, a predicted model, not a curated record